Molecule: messenger RNA, 1413 nt
Organism: Miscanthus lutarioriparius
Lineage: Eukaryota; Viridiplantae; Streptophyta; Magnoliopsida; Poales; Poaceae
Source: the annotation of a GenBank genome assembly
AUGGCGAUCCGCAUCACCGUGUCCUACUCGGGCUACGUGGCGCAGAACCUGGCCGCGUCCUUCGGCCUGCGCUGCACCGCCGCCGCGGCGGGCGCUGGCGCGGCGCCCGGAGCGGGGUGCCGCUUUCUCCAGGACGCGCUAUCCCGCCCCUUCUGCCUCUUCGCCUCCUCCCGCCGCGCCGAUGCCCACCAUGACGCCGAGGAUCACAACCACCCGAAGCCCAUGCCCAAGGCUCUGCCCCCCGCCGCCGCAGCUGGAGGCGGGUACUCAUUGUUGCUGCCGCGGUCGUGUUCCACAAAGGCGGCGGCGCCAGUGGAUGACCCCCCAGCCUCGUUGGCCGUUGGGCUGCUGUCGGUGUUAACGUCUGGUAUGGGAUCGACUGGUGGCAUUACUGGUGCAUCCUCCCUCGCUGCCUUGCCAUCAAUAUCAGCCGGGUUCAACCCUUCGGCGCUCCUCCCGUUCCUGCAGGCGACCAAAUGGCUCCCCUGCAGCGACGUAGUCACUGCCACGACGGCGUCUCGCAGUUCAGGACGCCCAGCAGGUGCCAUGGCUGCGCCUGCACCGCGCACAGCUGCACCUGCACCGCGCACAGCUGCGCCAUCGCCUCGUCCUGCACCACGGGCAGCCGCUCCAUCUCCCUGUCCUUCACCUGUGCCAUCACCUGCUGUUGCUGCUCCUUCCAAGGUCGGCAUACAAGCAUUGGUUGGUAGUGCUAGCAUCGCCUCAGGUUCAGCUGUGAUUGGAAGGGGGGCUAUUGCCUCUGGUGCAGCUGGAAUGAUGAAGAAGAGCGGUGCAAGUCUUCCUGCUGGAGCAGGGGUGAGAAGGAAGACCGGUUGGCUCUCAAGGUGGGUGAACUCAUGCUCAGAUGAUGCAAAGACUGUCUUUGCCGCUGUGACCGUGCCACUGCUCUAUAAAUCAUCCCUAGCUGAGCCUAGGUCCAUCCCAUCCAGGUCAAUGUUCCCAACAUUUGAUGUUGGUGAUCGGAUCCUUGCUGAGAAGGUUUCGUACAUUUUCCGGGAGCCAGAAAUUUUGGACAUUGUGAUCUUUCAUGCACCUCCAGUCCUUCAGGCAUUGGGCUACAACUCAGGUGAUGUGUUCAUCAAGAGAGUUGUGGCUAAGGGCGGGGACAUCGUUGAAGUACGUGAUGGUAACUUGUUGGUUAAUGGAGUAGUUCAGGAGGAGGACUUUGUGCUGGAACCAGCCGACUACGAAAUGGAUCCGCUGACUGUGCCUGAAGGCUAUGUCUUUGUACUGGGGGAUAACAGAAACAACAGCUUUGAUUCACAUAACUGGGGUCCGCUUCCAGUUAAGAACAUCCUCGGGAGAUCUGUCCUUCGAUAUUGGCCACCAUCGAGAAUAACAGAUACAAUAUAUGAGUAUGACAUGGCGCAGUACGCAGCUGCCGCAUCCUGA